Molecule: messenger RNA, 7184 nt
Organism: Gopherus flavomarginatus (Mexican gopher tortoise)
Lineage: Eukaryota; Metazoa; Chordata; Testudines; Testudinidae
Product: zinc finger protein 850-like
Exons: 6
Coding region: 386-3724 (1112 amino acids)
Biological process (GO): regulation of transcription by RNA polymerase II
Molecular function (GO): RNA polymerase II cis-regulatory region sequence-specific DNA binding; DNA-binding transcription factor activity
Source: RefSeq, a predicted model, not a curated record
UUCUCUUCCCAGACCCUUUUGGGGGGGCCUGUCUCCCAUAUCAGCCUCUGGCUAGUAGGUAUGUGGUGGACAUGAAGCUCCUGCCUUCUUUCAUUGGUCCUUCCCCUCUCUCUUUCUCCCCACUCUGAAGCCUCCUGGCUGCUCUGAGCAGGGUGGGGGUGGGAUCCUACUACUCUGUCUCCACCCUCCGCCCACCUCCCCAAGUGUCUGUUUUAUCAGCCUUCCUCCCCCGUGACUAGCGGGAUUGGGACUGGGGCAGCAGGUGCUGAGUGGGGGUCUCUUGUUGUUCCAGGGGCUGGUGAGCUUCGAGGAUGUGGCUGUGUAUUUCACUAAGGGGCAGGGGGCUCUGCUGGACCCCACUCAGAGAGCCCUCUACAGGGACGUCAUGCAGGAGAACUACGAGACGGUGACCUCGCUGGCAGGAUUCCCCCUUCCCAAACCUGAGCUGAUCGCCCAGCUGGAGCACGGGGAAGAGCCGUGGGUCCCGGAUCUCCAGGCCUGCGAGGGAAGGGAGAGCCCGAGAGCUGCCCGCACUGCAGGUGAUGGGAUGGUGAGUGAAAACACAGAGGAGAAUCUGCAGCAGGAAGGUCCUGAGCAAGUGGAACCAUGUGGGAUGUUAUCGGAAAGAUCUGAAGGGAGUUUUUCCCAGAGGCAUGAGCGGCGAAAAGCCUGGGGAAAUGGGCACAAGCCAGAGAGGCAGCUGGGAACCCAUCCAGGGCAGAAAGUGGGUAAAUCCACUGAUAAUGGGGGAGUUUGCAAAGACCCCAAGGAAAUCAGAGCCCAGCAGAGAAUCCCAUCAGGAGUGAGAGACAACACAUGCGCCGAGUGCGGGAAAAGCUUCAAUUGGAGCUCCAACCUUAUUUCACAUCAGAGACUCCACACUGGAGACAGGCCUUUUAAAUGCCUUGAGUGUGGGAGACGUUUUAAUCAGCGAGAGCACCUCGUUAGGCAUCAGAGGCUCCACACGGGAGAAAAGCCCUAUAAAUGCCUGGAUUGCAGGAAAAGCUUCAUUCAGAGCUCACAGCUUAUUACACACCAAAGAGUCCACACAGGCGAGCGACCCUACGAGUGCGCUGAAUGUGGGAAAAUGUUUAGUGAUGGCUCCGCCUUUAUUAACCAUCAGAGAAUCCACACAGGAGUUAAACCCCACAAAUGCCUCGACUGUGGGAAAAGCUUCAAUCGGAGCUCAACCCUAGUUAGACACCAGAGAACCCACACAGGAGAGAGACCCUUUAUAUGCCUGGAGUGCGGGAAAAAGUUUAGUGACAGUUCAGCCCUCAUUGGGCAUCAGAGACUCCACACUGGGGAUAAACCCUUUAAAUGCUCUGACUGUGGGAAAAGUUUCUUUCAACUCUCACGGCUCCUUGCACAUCAGAGAAUCCACACGGGCGAGAACCCCUAUAAAUGCCUCGAGUGUGGGAAAAGGUUUAAUGACAACUCAAACCUUAUUACACACCAGGUUAUCCACACCGGAGAGAGACCCUACAAAUGCCUGGACUGUGGGAAAAGCUUCAGUCGCAGCUCGCAUCUUAUUACGCAUCACAGAACCCACACUGGAGAGAGACCCUAUAAAUGCCUGGACUGUGGGAAAAGCUUCAAUCAGAGCUCAAACCUAAUUACACAUCAAAGACUCCAUACAAGAAAGAAACCUUCGGGCGACAGGAUGGUGAGAGAAGAUGAGGAAGAGAAUCCAUGGCAGGCAGGCUGUGAGGAGCCAAAACCCCAUGGGGCAUCAUCCAGAUGCUCCAAAGAAGACAUUGCAUCAAGCCUCCAGCAGGAAAAAGCCUCUGAGAGUCAGCACAGGGCAGAAAGGCAGCAGGGAAAGCAGCCAGGGAAUAAAGGGUGUCAAGCCAUUAGUUCUAGUAGAGGUGGAAAGGACAUCCGGGAAACCUCAAUGCAGCAGAGAACCCAUACAAGAGGGGAAAAAAACGCACCCACCGAAUGUGAGAAAAGAUUCAACAUGAGCAAACAGCUUGGUAGAUCUCAGACCCUGCACCCGGGAGAGAAGCCAUAUAAAUGCCAGGAGUGCGGGAAGAGUUUCAAUCAGAGCUCCAACCUUAUUCUGCACCAACGAACGCACACGGGGGAGAGGCCCUACAAAUGCCUCGACUGCGGGAAAAGUUUCAAUCGGAGCUCGAGCCUCGUCGUGCAUCAGAGAAUCCACACGGGAGACAAACCCCACAAAUGCACCAAGUGCGGGAAGAGUUUCAUUCAGAGCUCAAACCUGACGACGCACCAAAAAAUCCACACGGGAGAAAAGAACUGUCAGUGCCCAGAGUGUGGGAAAAUGUUCAGCGACAACUCAGCCCUGAUUAAGCACCGAAGAAUCCAUUCGGGACAGAAACCCUAUAAAUGCCCGGAAUGCGGGAAAGGGUUUAGUGACAGCUCAACCUGUAUUCGACACCAGAGAACCCACACGGGAGAGAGACCCUACAAGUGCCUGGACUGUGGGAAAAGCUUCAAUCUGAGUUCCAACCUAGUUACGCACCGGAGAAUCCACACGGGGGAAAGACCCUAUAAAUGCCUCGACUGUGGGAGAAGCUUUAGUCAGAACUCGCAUCUGAUUAAACAUCAGAAAGUCCACACGAGGGUGUAUUUCACCCAGGGACAGGGGGCUCUGCUGGACCCUGGUCAGAGAUCCCUCCACAGGGACGUCAUGCAGGAGAACUACGAGAUGGUGGCCUUGCCGGUUGGUGAUGGGAUGGAGAAUGACAAAAAGGAGGAGAAUCUACAGCGGGAAGGUCCUGAGCAAGUGGCAUCUCAGGGGACCUUGUCGGAAAGAUCCAAGGGGAAUUUUCCCCAGAGUUGUGAGCAGGGAAAAAUCUGGGGGAAACAGCACAAGUCAAAGAAGCGGCUGGGCAAACAACCGAGGAAAAGAGUGGCUAAGACUCUUAAUUGCGAGGAAGGAUAUAAAAGCCUCAAGGAAACCUCAGCCCAGAAGAGAAUCCAUGCAGAAGAGAGAAAAAACACGUGCACUGAAUGUGGGAGAACCUUCAAUCGGAGCUCAAACCUGAUUUCUCAUCGGAGAACCCACACGGGAGAGAAACCCUAUAAAUGUACGGAGUGUGGGAAGAGCUUCAGUCAAACCUCCAAUCUGAUUUCUCAUCGGAGAAUCCACACUGGAGAGAGACCCUAUAAGUGUAUCGAGUGUGGGAAAAGCUUCAAUCAGAGCUCCAACCUUAUUACGCAUCAAAGACUCCACACAGGAGACCGACCCUACAAAUGCCCCGACUGUGGGGAAAACUUUAAUCAGAGUUCAGAUCUUAUGACGCACCAGAGACUGCACACAGGAGAGAGGCCCUACACGUGCACGGACUGUGGGAAAAGUUUCAUUUGCCGCUCAAACCUCAUUUCGCAUCAGAGAAUCCACACGAGAGAGAGACCCUAUAAAUGCUUAGACUGCGGGGAAAGUUUUGACUGGAGCUCACAGCUUAUUAAGCAUCAGAUCUUCCAUACGGGAGAGAAGCCAUAUAAAUGUUUGGACUGUGGGAAAAGUUUCAGUGACAGCUCCACCCUUAUUUCGCACCGGAGAAUCCACACGGGGGAGAGACCCUAUAAAUGCCUUGACUGUGGGAAAAGCUUCCAUCAGAACUCAACCCUUAUUAGGCACAGAAGAACCCACACUGGAGAGAAACCCUAUAAAUGCCUCGACUGUGGGAAACGUUUCAAUCAGAGUUCAAACCUUACCACGCAUCAGAGACUUCACAUGGCCCAGAAACCUUGAAUGUGGGAGCAGCUUAGGGUGACCAGAUGUCCUAAUUUUAUAGGCAUAGUCAUGAUAUAUGGGGCUUUGUCUUAUAUAGGUGCCUAUUAACCCCUCUACCUGUGUCCCAAUUUUUCACACUUGCUAUCUGGUCACCCUAGAGCAGCUAUAACUUGGGAUCUGAUUGUGCCAGCCAUCAGCAAAUCCAUACAGGGAAAAUACCUCUUAAAUAUCCUUACCAUGGAAAAUCCUUCAGCGUUAACGGGCUUGUCUACACUGCAGAGCCUUGCCUGGUAUAUCUCCACUGGCAGAGUGUCCUAGUGGAGAUGCAGCUUAAGCCAACAGAAGGAGAUCUGCUGAAAUGGCUAAACCACCUCCUGGAAGGACGUUUGCUAAGCCCACAGAAGCACUAGCUGUGCUUACACUGGGAUUUUUUGCCAGGAUAACUAGGUUGUCUAGGGGUGUAUGAUUUUGUCCACUGCUCGCCAACACAGAUCCAUCCAUGGUUAUUAGCCAGGAUGGGCAGGGAUGGUGUCCCUAGCCUCUGUUUGCCAGAAGCUGGGAAUGGGCGACAGGGGAUGGAUCACUUGGAAGAUUCCCUGUUCUGUUCAUUCCCUCUGGGGCCACUGUCAGCAGACAGGACACUAGGCUAGAUGGACCAUUGAUCUGACUCAGUCUGGCCAUGCUUAUGUUCUUAUGUUCAUAACUCUGCCUGCAAAAUGUUUGUAGCACAGACUAAACUGAUAUCAGACCUCAGAGACUUCACACAGGAGAUUCUACAAGUGCCAAACCAGUGUCCUAAUUCCCACAUGUAUCAGGGGCAUUUGGUUCCCAAGCAUCCAGCUGCCCAUCGCUGGGGUGAGGACAGAGCAGCGGCCAAAGCUGAGCUAAUCAGUGACCCUCUGGCUCUGCGGUUUAAGCAAACCCCAGGCAGAGGAGGAGAAGCCCCAAUCAGCCCCCGCUCCCUGCUGCAGCCCUGGCUACUGAGCUGAUGGGCCACAGGUCGGGGAGGGGAGAGAGAGAAACUCCUCCAGCCGCCUCCUCUGCCUAGCUGAAGUCCCCCCCCCCUCCGCCACUUUCCCUCCCAGCCGGGAUCUCCCUGCCAUGGAGAUGAGGAGAAGGACACUUGGGCCAGGCCCCACCUUCACUCUACACACACGUCUCCACCCCUUAUCUUCUCCCAGCCCCGGGGCUGGGCUCCCCACUUACCUAUAUAACAACAGCCAGACUGGGUCAGACCAAAGAUCCAUCUAGCCCAGUAUCAUGUCUUCCAACAGUGGCCAAUGCAGGUGUCCCCGAGGGAAUGAACAGAACAGGUGAUCAUCAAGUGAUUCAUCCCCUGCUGCCCACUACCUGGAGCUGUUCCCUGCAAGGGACGUGAACCUGACAGCUGACAAUGUGUCCACUCCCCUCUACCAGGCCCCCAGGGCGCUGGGUUCUGGGGAAUUAAAUAUUAGGAGACCCGGAAACUGGGAGACUGAAGGCUUGGGACUUGUGUAGAUAGGAACAAGGCAGGGCUCUAGGCUGGCGCUAGCUAGUGUUUGGGGAUGAUGGAGUAAGAGGGGAGGAAAGGGAUGGGCUUAGAGAGAUUCUGCUCCCUGUUGUUCACCCCUUCUGCCCUGCCCCCCUCCACGCUCAGGCAUUGACAGGGACUGAUUUCCAUACAACCCUUGGAAGAGGCCUAAAAAAGGCUAGAGGCCUAGGAAUCCCACCUCAGCCCUGGCAGCAUCAGUCUCUGGGGCUAGGAAAUGUGGUCUGGGUUCAACUGGAGUUAGCGAGCAUGUUUCCCUCUGAUCCGGGUCAAACUUUAGCCAUUGUUCCUGACUGAGCCUGAACAUCUGAGGGUUACAGUGGACAAGAAGCUGGAUAUGAGUCAGCAGUGUGCCCUUGUUGCUAAGAAGGCUCAUGGCAUAUUGGGCUGCAUUAGUAGGAGCGUUGCCAGCAGAUCCAGGAAAGUGAUUAUUCCCCUCUAUUCGGCACUGGUGAAGCCAUAUCUGGAGUAUGGCACCCAGUUUUGGACCCUCAAUACAGAAAGGAUGUGGACAAAUUGGAGAGUGUCCAGUGGAGGGCAACAAAAAUGAUUAGGGGGCUGGAGCACAUGACUUAUGAGGAGAGGCUGAGGGAACCGGGUCUUAUUUAGUUUGCAGAAGAGAAGAGUGAGGGGGGAUUUGAUAGCAGCCUUCAACUACCUGAAGGGGGGUUCCAAAGAGGAUGGAUCUAGGCUGUUCUCAGUGGUGGCAGAUGACAGAACAAGGAGCAAUGGUCUCAAGUUGCAGUGGGGGAGGUCUAGGUUGGAUAUUAGGAAACACUAUUUCACUAGGAUGGUGGUGAAGCACCGGAAUGGGUUACCUAGGGAAGUAGUGGAAUCUCCAUCCUUCGAAAUUUUUAAGGCCCGGCCUGACAAAGCCCUGGCUGGGAUGAUUUAGUUGGGAUUGGUCCUGCUUUGAGCAGGCGGUUGGACUAGAUGACCUCCUGAGGUCUUUUCCAACCUUAACCUUCUAUGAUUCUGUGAUCUCAUUUAUAGCAGCACCUCCUUUAGAGACGUGAUGGUUACAGGCACCAAGUUCCCCUUUGUCAGGACAGAUUGUGUCAUUUCAAGUGAUUCUCAACUCGCUCUGGCUUGUGCUGAGGAGAAUUUAUGUUUCUACCUUUUGUAUUUUAUGAAGCAGAAUUGAAUAGAUUAUAAAAUAGCUGGAGCGGGGACAGAAAAGUGCAUUGACUCAGCUUGUGGGUUACUGGAGGGUGAUGGGAUGAGUGAAAGAAAGUUCCUCCCUCACCAAGUUGAUUCCCCACCCCCUAUUAGUUCACAGAUUGUUUAUCCUCCCCACAUUCCACCCUUCCACCUCCCAAAGUGUUGGCUUUCCAUGCACUUUGAUCCUAAAUCAGACUCGGGGCUGGAGAUGAAAGUGUCACAGAUCUGGAAGAGGAAUGCAUUUGAAUCCCAGACACGGGUGUGAUCCUUCCGAAUUGAAAUCCCAGUUUCCAUCUGUUGAUAAAAUGGCUUCUGCUUCUGGGCUUUUUUCCUUGCAAAGUUCAAAUUGUUUGCAGACAGGAAGCUUGGGGGAUUUUUUGUUUUCCUUUCAUUAUGAUGGUGCUAAAAUGUUGUCAACAAUACAACCGAUGAGGCACAAAGUGAAGGAGAUGUAGCCAGUUUAAAAAGGAACACGGGCCAGAAUGGUCUCCUGUAUUUGAGUCAGAUGCGACAUGCUCUUGGAUUUCAACUGAUGUGAACUUGAAAUUGGAUUUUCAUCGCUUGUACUUUUGGGCUUCUCUCUUUCCUGAAGACGUUUGGAUCAUAUACUUGGAUAUUAGUUUGGCUUGGUAGGAUGUACAAUGGAUUUAUUGGAUACCUGCCUCUGCCAACUGAACAUUUGCCAGAAUAGUCCUUUCUCAUUUGUUUUUUUUUUAUUGCUUCCCCACUCUUCGCCAUGUGCCCUUAGGGUUGUUCGAACAAUGACAAUUAUAAAUAAGGAUCCACAUA